GUCACUCUCCUCCUGUUGGACUGGUUGGGUUAGCAACGAUAGUUCAGCCGUCUGACACACAACCUUAGCAGCCUGGUCUUGUUUAUCGUUGCUUACAGCUAGAUUGCAUGAUCAACUGGUCCAGUCUGGCUUCAGUACCUGGGUCAGGGUGGAUCAGCGGACUCUGAUUCGAUUCGGAAAUUACUUGACAAGCAUUAGGUAGCCGCCACCUGUUAUUUGCCACACUGAGGGGCUAACUGAGCUAGCGUUACCACCAGUACAACGCUUGACGGCUAGCUCACAUAAGCUAAUUGUGAUAGUUUCUGUCCCUGCUACGUAUCAUACUAAGCUUUUCAGCAUGCUACAGUGAGUGAUGUUACAAGCUUUGAUAUUAAUAAUGGCGUUCUCGGCGGCGCAAGGAUGCUCCAAUUCGGAGAGUUGUCCGACAACGCUGCCUCCGCCAACCAAUGGCUCAAAGGAUUACUGCUACACUGCCCGAAUUCGCAGCACUGUGCUGCAGGGCUUGCCCUUCGGAGGGGUGCCUACUGUCCUUGCCCUUGACUUCAUGUGCUUCUUGGGCCUGCUGUUUGUGUUUUCCUUCUUACGAAAAGUAGCAUGGGACUACGGGCGCCUUGCUCUGGUAACUGAUGCUGACAGAAGAAUGGAUCAGCGCUACAGUCGCCUAGAUGAUCGGGAAUACGUGGACUUCUUCUGUGUGAGCGCACCGCAUGAGCCACACAGGCAGGAUGCUUACAGGGAGAGUGUGGCCUCAGCGAUGACAUCAGAAACACCUGAACGGUAUGAGCGUCUUACCUCAGUUUCGAGCUCAGUUGACAUUGAGCAGAGAGACACUGGCUUCUGCUCAUGGCUAACAGCAAUCUUCCGCAUUAAAGAUGAGGAGAUAAGGGAGAAGUGUGGCGAGGAUGCAGUGCAUUACUUGUCCUUCCAGCGCCACAUCAUUGGCCUUCUGGUCGUGGUCGGAGUACUGUCUGUGGGCAUCAUUCUGCCUGUUAACUUCUCGGGGAACCUACUUGAAAACAACGCCUAUAGUUUUGGGCGAACCACUAUAGCAAAUUUGGAUGCAGAUAAUACACUACUAUGGCUGCACACUACUUUUGCAUUCCUUUACCUGUUACUGACUGUGUACAGCAUGAGACGCCACACCUCAAAGAUGCACUACAAAGAGGAUGACCUGGUGAAACGCACUUUAUUUGUGAAUGGAGUUUCGAAAUAUGCAGAGGAGUGGGAUAUAAAGCAACACUUUGAGCAAGCUUAUGAAAACUGUGUCGUUCUGGAAGCUCGUAUCUGUUACAAUGUGGCCAGGCUGAUGUAUCUAAAUUCAGAAAGGAAGAAAACAGAGCGCAGCAAGAAAUUCUUCAUUGACCUGCAAACCAAGGAGCAUGUUACCACCAUGGUUAACCCAAAGCCCUGUGGACACCUUUGCUGUUGCAUCAUCAAAGGCUGUGAGCAGGAAGAAGCAGUGAGCUACUACACCAAGUUGGAAGCAAAACUCAAAGAAGAGUACAAAAAGGAGAGAGACAAGGUUAACAGCAAACCUUUAGGAAUGGCCUUUGUCACCUUCCAAAAUGAGUCCAUAACUGCACUGAUCUUGAAAGACUUCAACGCUUGCAAGUGUCAGGGCUGCCAGUGUCGCCGGGAACCCAAGAGUUCAAAUUUCAGCACAAAGCUCCACACACACAACUGGACUGUCAGCUAUGCUCCUCAUCCACAGAAUGUCUACUGGGAGCAUCUGUCAGUGGGAGGAUUCUCCUGGUGGAUCCGCUGCUUGAUCAUCAACUGUGUCCUUUUCCUCCUCCUCUUCUUCCUCACAACCCCAGCCAUUAUCAUCUCCACCAUGGACAAGUUCAACGUCACCAAACCAGUCGAGUACCUGAAUAAUCCAAUCAUCACCCAGUUCUUCCCCACCCUCCUCCUGUGGUCCUUCUCUGCUUUACUUCCUACAAUUGUCUACUACUCUGCAUUCUUUGAGGCCCAUUGGACACGGUCAGGAGAAAACAGAACCACAAUGCAUAAAUGCUACACUUUCUUGAUCUUCAUGGUUCUGUUGCUGCCCUCUCUAGGACUCAGCAGCUUGGACGUUUUCUUCCGCUGGCUUUUUGACAAAAGAUUUUUGGCAGAUGCUAAAGUGAGAUUUGAGUGUGUAUUCCUUCCUGACAAUGGAGCCUUCUUUGUGAAUUAUGUCAUUGCGUCUGCGUUUAUUGGUAAUGCCAUGGACCUGCUGAGGAUCCCUGGUCUACUCAUGUAUAUGAUCCGCCUCUGCCUGGCGAGAUCAGCCGCUGAGAGGAGGAACGUCAAGAGGCAUCAGGCCUAUGAGUUCCAGUUUGGGGCAGCAUAUGCAUGGAUGAUGUGUGUUUUCACUGUGGUUAUGACCUACAGCAUCACUUGCCCAAUCAUCGUUCCAUUUGGGCUAAUGUACAUGCUGCUGAAACACUUAGCAGACAGAUACAACAUGUACUACGCCUAUCUGCCAUCCAAACUGGACAAGAAAAUCCACUCUGGAGCUGUUAACCAAGUAGUGGCCGCUCCCAUCCUCUGUCUCUUCUGGCUACUUUUCUUCUCCACUGUUCGCUCGGGUUUUUCUGCAGCAACAUCCAUGUUCACCUUUGUAGUUUUGAUCAUCACAAUCAUUAUCUGCCUCUCUCAUGUCUGUUUUGGACAUUUUAAGUAUCUCAGUGCUCACAAUUACAAGAUUGACACCCAGGAGGUGGAUGGGUCGGAUGAGCGUCCAACAUCUGCUGCUGCUACCACGAAGGCAGCACAGAUGUACAUUGCUCAGGUACUUCAAGACCCAAAUUCAGAAGAGAACGGUUCAGGCAGCGGCGAGGAUGAUGGCCAAGGGUCCUCGCAGGACGAGGAAAUAAUCAAUGUUGAAAAUGGCCUGAAUGAGGACUUCCAGUCUGGUGAGGACAGUCUCAUUGAUAAUGAAGUGCGACACUGAUAUUAUCUGGAACAGAAGUUUAACGUAAGGAGUGCACUGAAUAUAUGAAUUCAACUAAGAACUGAAACAACAGUUCUCCAAAGCAUCUCAACCUCCAUCGAGGGACUUUACACUAAUGUAAGCACAUUGUCUACUAAGGAUUAAAUGGAUUGUCACUCAAGGACUCCUGCAUUUCCUUCACUGGGUCUCUUCAAAGCCACAUCUACUGAGUACAUUCAGAUGGAAUCUACUCUGACAAUGCAAGGGCAGCAACAUCGUUCUCAUCCUAAUAUAACUGAGGUCCACGCCAUGGACCCAUGAAAGAAAGACACUAAUGCACAAAUAAAGAAUUGUUUGCCUUGUUUCUUAGGGAGAAGUGAUAUUCUGUCUGUAUUCUCUAUUUCCUUAACAUUAUUGCACUUGAAAGAGGGGACCUGUCCUAUAAGCUCGACUUUCACUACGGUACUGUAGUACGGCAUGCCUUCAAUAUCAAGGGAUGGAGGAGUUUUCCUAUAAUCCUUUGCCAGGAUCCCUAACUGUCUGCACUAGAUGCUUCAGCUGAAUAAGCAGCUUUUGAGAGAGGAGUUUUCUACACCAGCAAAUAGCUGUGCAGACAUGAUGGUCCCAAAAUGGUUCUUCCAAUUCCAUAGAAGCCUUUCAACAAAGCAACAAAAAUAAUUAUUGCUACUAACACUCCUGGACGCUUUAACACUGUACAGCUAGAAAACUCUGUAUUUGUAAAAUAACCUUUGUUGAAAUGGUAUUUAUUUGUAGGCAUGGAAUUUUAAAUGCUAUUAAGCUUGAUAUAACCUUAAACUGUGGAAGAAGAUAUCUCGGCACACUACACUGAUCUUUUUGAGUUCAGUCACUGUACCUUUGAUGGGACUGCUGUUGGACUGCUGCUCCCCCACUAGGGGUCCUCCUUGUGCAGACGCUGCAGAAGGACCGGAAGCUAAGAUCCUACUGGUUCUUUUGUAGUGGCCAGAUAUUGAGGAGGAAGGCCUCUUGGGUUUUCUUGGUCAUUUUCAGAUGAUUCGCAUUGUAACUGUUCUCUCUGUCUGUGUUUUUAUAUGUAUUUCUUUCUCUGUGGGUUUACAUCUUUAUGUAGAGUUUUCACACUUGAAAUUCAGUACAGGUGGCUACUCAUAUCUCAGUAAUCGAGGUAAUCCAUGUCCUGGCUUUCAGUUAUCUGUCUUGUUCUCCUCAUGUUUUUGUAGGCACUUAAUCCUGUGUUUAGUAGCCGGUCUUAAGCUCCAGUGGUCGUAGAGCAUUGUUACAGUUUUCAUUAGCCAGUACUCAAUCCUGCGCUUUAGGUUAACUGAAAUUAUGCACUUUUUCUGACAACAUAUCAAAUUUUAGACCAGGUUGCACAAGUUAGUUGAGCAGUUUUAUCAGUGGAUGAGGUUCAGACUCACUGUUUGUCUAUACAUUAUGUUGCCUCAUUAGUUUUUAUGAAGUAAUUCUUGAUCCCCACAAAACUGCACAUUCCAUUUGCCGACCUAGUAACAACCCCAGAAAGCCUCUGCUAGAGCAAUAGAAAUAAUGUCUACUGAACACUGCAGACCUGCUGUGCACCAUAGCACCAAUAUUGAUUGUAAAACAGGUGGAUUAAAUGUCUAAAGUAUUAUCUUUUCUGCCUCAUCUACAUGAAGCAGCUUCUUUUUUGUAUCAGGAAUAGAUUCAUACCAAUACUUGCACCAAGUAACGAAUUAUGAUGUGAAAUGUAGAGCCAAUACUGUUAUGAUCUUACUCAGGAUUCCUCAUGUUUCAUUUUUCUAUAAUUUCCUUUUUUAGUUGAUUCAACGCUGAGUUUCCCCAUUAACCAUAAAUAAGAUUGUUGGUAAAGUAAGGCAAAUCAUUGCAGACACAGUACCACUACGCCCAGUCACCAUUGAACAGUUAUUGUUGAAAAUGUCAUAAAUGAUGAUGAAUUGACCAGCUGCUUCGAGAACCACUGUGGGAAAUGUGCACUAAUCCUACAGUCACUUAUAUGAUUGACAGAAAAGGGCAUGCCCCCGUGGCUAUGACGACAAUGGUGAAACUCAGUCUAUUAUCUGUCCAUGCGUAUAUUGGUAGCGUUUAUUGGUACCAUAUAUGGGUGUAUCAUUGUGGUACUAGCAAGAGAAUCAUUCAGCACCAUUGAGUCUGGCGCUCUUCAAGUCAUGAUUAGGUGAUUUUAUUUUUUUAUACCUCUUAAUUUUUAUACCUCUCAAGAUGAGGUCUUGAUAUCUCUGAAUGUUUCAUGUCAAAUAACACAGUUCUGCUCUGAGGGAAAUACUUGCUAACAAAUCUCAACUAACAUCUACAGAUUUUAAAACGCUGAAUGUAGGUUAAUCCCACAAUUUUUGGUCAUAUUAAAGUGUCUAAUGUAAGGAUUGCUCAGUUGUGAAUUCAAAGUUUUAGAAUUUAACAAAACUUACUGGUGUCCAGUCCCAUGUCAUGGCAUUUCAUUUGGGUACAGAUCUGUCAGGUUGCAAUGAUCUCCUGUAGUAUUUGGUUGUUUCAAACCCUGCUAUCAUUGCAUUUAUUCAAGUACAUGAUGUAUCAUUUUCUUUUAGUUUCUCUUCAUAGAAUCUGUAUUGACAGCAGGACUCGAUAGAAAAGAAUGGAUUGUUUCCUGUAAACAGUCAAGCACUCUCCUAUAGAAGUCCUCAGUUUGUACAAUGUAUUCAGAAUGGAUAGUCAGACUCUGCGUCUAAAGUCUGUGCACAGUUAGAAUGUGUUUUGUGUGCUUUCUAUGCCCUUUUUUUAGUUUUACAUUGUUGCUAGAUAGGAAGAGUAACACUAGCAGAUUUAGCAUUUGACAUUUGUCAUUUGAUCAUUCUUUCCAAAGGGCCGUCUGUAUGACAGAUACAUGUACCUUCUGUACAUAUCUGUACUCUCCCCUCAGCUCUUUGAACAAUAAAUCUGUAUUUAAUCAAGUCUGA
Sphaeramia orbicularis (orbiculate cardinalfish) is the source of this 5844-nucleotide messenger RNA. Its product is annotated as CSC1-like protein 2. NCBI's taxonomy places the organism in Eukaryota, Metazoa, Chordata, Actinopteri, Kurtiformes, Apogonidae. The transcript has 25 exons. Gene Ontology annotation, molecular function: nucleic acid binding; calcium-activated cation channel activity. The record is from RefSeq and is a predicted model, not a curated record. Gene Ontology annotation, cellular component: plasma membrane. The coding region runs from base 353 to 2938 and encodes 861 amino acids.